AGAGAAAUUUGAUAGUCAAAUAUGAAACUCACACUCUUACUGGAGCUUUUGGUGAUACUUAUCAUUGUGGCAUAUGGUGCAGCGAAGCCAAUCGAGGAGUCAAGAGGGAUUAAGGUAAAUGCAAGACAAGAAGUUGUACCAGCAGCUCCCGCCGUUCCAGCCAAACCCGUUGAAGAAGCAGCUGAUGAUGAUGAUGAUGAUAUUGAUCUUCUAGCAUUGAUUGGAGAUGAUGAUGACGAUGCGGAUGACGAUGAUGAUGAUUUGGAUAUUUUGGGAGCUUUAGCAGUCCCAGCAGCAUCUGAAGAUGAUGAUGACGACGAUGAUGACGAUGACGAUGAUGAUGAUUUCGGUUUAGAUGAAGAUGAUACAUUUGCUGCUCUCGGUGAAGAUUUCUUCGCUGGUUUCUUCGAUGACGAUACAACCACCAAAGCACCUGUAGUUGAGAUUCCAGCAUCUAUUGCUGCUGUCGUACCAGAAGCACCAAUCGAAGAAGCACCUCUGAAAGCUCCAGAAGUUUUAACAAAUGAAGUUUUGCCUGCUGAAAUUCCACUGAGUGUUGAACCACUUGAAACUGGUGAGAAAGUUGUCGAACAAGUAGUCGACAAUGAAGUUUCUGUGCCGCAAAAAGUCGACAUCGUAUCACAAACAAGCAAUGAUGUUAUUCCCGUCGUUGAAGGAGAAAUCUUGGAACCAGCAGCUUCUGAACUCCUUUCAUCAGAAGUUCCUGCUCCAAUUACACCUGAAGUUGCAUCUGUUGCAGCAGCUGCUUCUCCCGAGAAAGCUACAUCCGAAGAAGAAGAAGGUCUUAUCGAAGGAAUUGUCAACACUUUGAUUGCCGAUGACGAUGAUGAAGACACAAGUGCCAAAACAUCAACCACAAACGAUGAAGACGAUGAUGAUGACGAAGACAUAAGUGUGCCAAGCCUCACAGAUGGUCUCGGAUUGAUCGCUUAA
Clunio marinus is the source of this 954-nucleotide messenger RNA. The record is from the annotation of a GenBank genome assembly. NCBI's taxonomy places the organism in Eukaryota, Metazoa, Arthropoda, Insecta, Diptera, Chironomidae.